CUUCAAGUCUAUGGACCAGUAAUGUUAAUGAGAGUUGUUAAUUACUUUAAAUAGAAUGGUGAAUUCUGAGGAAGAAGCAGCUGGUGUGCUGAGCCACUUUUAACUGAGGACUGAAAAUGCCAGCAGUUGAAAGUGAGGCAAAGGCAAAAACCAAAGUCCGCUUUGAGGAAAUCUUCAGACGUCAUGCUGGCCUAACAGACAGGAAGAAAUCAAAGAAGACGUUUCACUGUCAAGAGAAUAUUGUGCUUGACACCUUUAGAAGUAAUAUUGAUCUAGCUAAGGAAAGUGUGAAUGAUGAAGCAAUUAUAAACAACACAUAUAAUCCGGAAGAAGAGAGUCCCAGAUUUACAAAAAAUAAACUGAGAGAGAAAGCCUCAAUUGCAGAGAAAAUAAACAAUGAUGUUGUUAGUGGAGAGCAGAACAAGCAACCAAAGUCUAACAAGAAGAAAAAGAAAUCCUUGUUACAAGAACAAUUUAAUGAGGAGGAAAAUUUAUAUGAAGCUGAAUUGGAGAGUUUUGAGAAAAAGAUUAAUGAUUUUCCAAAGAAGAAAACAAAAAGUAAAUCACAAACAGGUGUACCUCAUCAAGAAGAUGACAGAAAGAUUAAAAAUUCCUUGACUGAAGCAAGAGAUGUAGCUGAAUUAGAAGAGGAAGAAGAGCUAAUUCAAGCCUAUCAGCUGCACGUGGCUGAGGAUGAGGCAAAUGCAAUUAAAAAGAAAAUAAGACUGAAACUUCAAGAACAGAUGUCUGAAUAUACCUCCAGUGUUCAAAGCCAUGAAGCUGUAUUGAACAAUGAAGUGGGUAAAAAGAAGAAAAAGAAGAAAGAACUGGCAGUUUUAAGUGAAGCCGAAACAAGUGCAAUGUCCCUUUCUGAGCUACAGCAUCAUCCUGCAGAAGAUGGCAAUGAAAAUCAGUCAUUGGAAAAACUGUUUACAUCAGAAGGACAGAAACUGGAGGAAAGUGUUGAAAAACAGAAACCUAAAACAAAGAAGGUUAAAAAGAAAACCAGAAAAGAAGAAAACACAGAAAUUGCUGCAGAAAAUGAUGAGGAAAUGAAGAAUUCAGAAGUUUCAACUCAGUCUAAAUUUGAUUUUGAUGAUGAUCUUGUGUUGGGAGUUUAUAUCCAUCGAUCUGAUCGACUUAAAACUGAUGUCCUGGUAUCUCAUCCCAUGGUUAAAAUCCAUGUUGUUGAUCAGAGAAAUGGCUUAUAUGUCAAGAAGGAUCAUAGCAAGAGGAAAGUUUCGUCGUAUUAUGAACAAGACCAAAUAGAGCACCUUCUUCCUAUUAUGACACAACCAUAUGACUUCAGGCAGUCUAAAUCCACAGUUCCAGAGUGGGAAGAGCAAGUCAUAUUUAAUGAGCGUUUUAGUUAUUUUAUUCAAAAUACUGAAGAAAGCCCUCGGGUAAUCCUGUUUUUUGAG
Molecule: messenger RNA, 1421 nt
Organism: Tauraco erythrolophus (red-crested turaco)
Lineage: Eukaryota; Metazoa; Chordata; Aves; Musophagiformes; Musophagidae
Source: RefSeq, a predicted model, not a curated record